Pteronotus mesoamericanus is the source of this 3412-nucleotide messenger RNA. It is a transcript of the gene CUNH3orf38, whose product is annotated as chromosome unknown C3orf38 homolog. The record is from RefSeq and is a predicted model, not a curated record. Lineage: Eukaryota; Metazoa; Chordata; Mammalia; Chiroptera; Mormoopidae. Bases 142 to 1089 code for a protein of 315 amino acids. The transcript has 3 exons.
AAGCAUUUGGAAUACCCGAGGCGCUUUGGAUACGAACCGCCAGAAAAGUACUUCCGGUGCCUGUUGCCAAGGCGCCGGCCCCUUGGGCCUAAAGGAGCGACAUUAUUGGUGUUGUCCUCUCCCCGCUACCUGGGGGUCGAGAUGUCGGGGCUCAGCGAUCCAGAGAGAGAGGGCUGUCGUACCUUGCUUGGCCUGCUGGAUAACAAUGAAAUCAUGGCCCUAUGCGACACCAUUACAAACCGCCUGGUGCAGCCUGAGGACCGCCAGGAUGCCAUUCAUGCAAUAUUAGCUUACAGUCAAAAUGUAGAAGAACUUCUGAAACGUAAAAAAGUCCACCGAGAUGUCAUAUUUAAGUACUUGGCAUCACAGGGGGUUAUUAUACCUCCAGCUACUGAAAAACACAGUCUUAUCCAGCAUGCAAAGGAUUACUGGAAAAAGCAAUUACAUCUGAAAUUGAAGGAAACACCAGAGCCAGUUAAGACCUCUGUGGAUAUUAGAGCCUUUCAACAGCAGGAGAAAGAAGAUAAAACUGAAAAAGUUGAUUUUCGUCAGUUAGGAAAAGAAUUCUGUCACUGGUUCUUUGAACUUCUUAAUUCUCAGAAUCCUUUUCUUGGACCACCUCAAGAUGAAUGGGGGCCACAGCACUUCUGGCAUGAUGUCAAGCUUAGGUUUUAUUAUAACACAUCUGAACAAAACGUGAUAGACUACCAAGGAGCAGAAAUCGUGAGCCUUCGUCUGCUGUCACUAGUAAAAGAAGAAUAUCUUUUUCUUAGUCCCAACCUUGAUUCCCGCGGAUUAAAAUGUGCUUCUUCUCCCCAUGGUCUGGUUAUGGUUGGAGUUGCUGGGACUGUUCACCGAGGGAACACUUGCUUGGGCAUUUUUGAACAAAUUUUUGGACUCAUCCGCUGCCCUUUUGUGGAGAAUACUUGGAAAAUCAAAUUUAUCAACCUGAGAAUUAUUGGAGAGGCUUCCCUUGCUCCUGGAGCAUUAAUGAAACCAGCUAUUAAAUUUGAACCAAGUGAUCUAGAGACCUUUUAUAAUGUAAUCACUUUAUGUGGUACCAGUGAAGUACAAUAUACUGUAAGGUAGACAUUGGGUCAUGGAACUGGAGACCAAGUUUUAUGCAGUGGAAACGAGACAUUGUUGAAUAAAAGAGAACUGAAUUUGGAUACCCCUCUAAAGCGUUGAGCACUGUAUGUCAGUCUGUAAAGAAACUCUUCCAGCUACUACAUUGACAUCUUUUAGUUGAAAUAUCUUUUUUGAUUAUAGAUUAAUACAUUAUGUGAAUACUUGCUUCUUUUUACCCAAGUUGCAGCAAAUGUUCUGAGGGCUUACUACAGUUCAUUAAAUAAAUCCCACUUUAGAUGUUACAAAUAUUGUGCCUUAGAAGCCAGGUAACAUUUUCAUUUUACUGAGUGAAUAUUUUGCUGUUGGGUGUACUUUUCAUGUGGGAGACGAGUAGUGGUGUUCAGACCUUCUCUUUUUCAAAUUUAACAAUCUGGAUAAUUUUACAAACACAUCUUAAGGGCACAUUUUUUAAAAAGUGCAUAUAUUAGAGGUGUUUAAUGUAAAAUCAAAGUUAUUUUAGAAAACUUGAAUGGCAUUCUUAUGCAAAAAGUCCAGUAACUUAGCAGGUGUAAAAAAAUUACUUGGCCUUUUUAAAAUUUGAGGACCACACUUCAAAGUUAUCUACUAUAGCCCAAGCUAAAUAUCUUAAAACCUGCAAAAUUUUCUGAACUAUUUUAGACAGUGAUAAGUGCUGGUCUCAAAACAGACCUUAUCAUGUAAGGCUUUAACAGUUUUAUGGAACAUUUAUUUUGACACCAUAUAAAGGAGACAUACUGUUGAAAUUUUUGAAACGAUGUGCCCAAUUACUAACUUUUAAUUGAAUUACUGUUUCCUCUUGCUUGAUGGUAACAACAACAACAACAAAAGAGAACAAACAAAAAAACCACCUCAAAUGUGAGCGCAUAACUCUCUCAUCAUAAAUUAAAGUUACUAGGAUUUUUUUGACCUAUGAUUUGUUUUACUAGGUUUGAGUUAUGAUGUAAGUUGCCAAAUUAAUUACAUAGUUGAUUUAAAAUUUAAAUUCCUCAUCACCCAGGAGCUACUUGCUGAUCCUGGAUUUAGUUUGUAAUUUUAAUUUCCAAAAUGCCCAUUUGGAAAAAAUUUCAACCAGGCAAUGUCAUGAUGAUGUAUUGUACAUGUUAACUUUUUACCUUCAACUUUGCUCAUGAUCAUCUGGAGUGACUAAAAAGGAUUGUGGAACCUGGAGGAAAAUACUCUUUUUUGUUUUUUUAAUGCCGUGCUGCGAAUGAGUACAAAUUGAUAUUUCCUAAAAUAAAAACUUAAUAAAAGAGGGAAAUCUUUUUUUUUUGUCAGCUUUUAGAAUAGUGUAUUGUUUAUAUUUAAAGCCAAAUUUUCUUAAAGUUGAGAAUGUCGUAACAUGUAAUCGAUAAAUAUCCUAAGUAAAGGAUAAAUUAAAAGUCACUUCCAUCCAUUCUCUCUGUGCUGUUGAUGUCAAGUACUGCAGAAAUGUAACUACAGAUGCUCAGGAUGGGCAGAAAUUACCUCUAGCUCUCUGUAAUAUUGAAUAUUUGAGUAUUUGUAAUGCCCAGGUAAAGCUGCAAUCUGUGCUUGUUUGCUUUAAUCACCCUUAAACAUUUGAAAUUUUCCUCCUACACUAACUCUCUUGAGGAUUGGAGCUAUGUUUUCUAUCCUGUGAAUCCCCACAGCUGGGCACACACAUAUGAUCUAAUGUUUAACUGAAUGGGUGAAAGAGUGAGCAAAAUAAGCUCACAUUCUGUAUAAAAGACUUUUCUGCGUCUAGAUUUUUAUCUUUGGUGAUUCUUAUCAGUGGUGGUGUUUUUGAUCAGAUUGUCUGAGUUUUAUAUGGAGAUACACGAAAACUGUAGGCCCCAGACUAAGCCAGAUUUGGGACAUACAUGAACUUUCAGUUAAAAUUUCCUGAAUUUCAGAAAUCCAAGAUCAGAGUGGGAUAUAUUAGGAGGGCACUAUGACUACUUAGUAACUGCUAAAGGAGAAGUGGAUACUUUGCAGUUUGGAAAACGAAGGCCUGGAGGAAUUGAAAUUUGUUCAUGAAGCUUAAAACUUGAGCAGACCUCUGAGAAGGUCGAGAAACACAGUGCAGAUUGAACUUAUCUUUUACUACCACCCUUGCUCUGUUUAUUUUAGUGUAUAGCAGAGACUCCCACCCCAGCCUUAUAGCUCUUGCUUUAUCACAUUCAACUGGUAUUUGGGAAGUCUGUGGAGGCAAGUGGUAAGGAAUAAAACUGUCUACACGUAAUUCAUAGUAGUAGGGUGGUCAAAUCACAGGACCAUCUGGGCUUGCUUUACUGUAGGAUCAUUUGCCAUAGCCUAAUAACAGGGCAUUAUACAUCAAGUAUCCUUU